AUGAAAAAAUAUAAAAACCACUAUCGAUACAAAAGGCAGUUUGAUAGCUCAAAUACACCUCAGAUUGAUUUAAACAUUACUGUUCCGUACAUAUUCAGCGCUAGAUUAUACCCGUUUGGUGAAGGUAAGGGCGAUCACUUGAUGACGGGUUCUACGCAAGUUUUCAAACUCAAGAAAUCUUUCAAGUUUCUUGGCAAAGAAUAUGAUGCUGUCAAUAUUCGUCGAGAUGGUGCGAUUACUUUGUCCGCAGUACCUAUAAAACCAUUAAAGUUACCUUCUGCUCAACCUGUAAUUGCCGUGUAUUGGAUGCCCGCACUUGGUGGCAAAGUAUAUUAUCGGGAAUCCAAUGAUUCAUCAGUACUGAAUUUGGCGCAGAAGGAGGUAAAUAUCCAAUAUGGAUAUGGGUCAUCAUUUAUACCAAGAUCAGUACUUAUCGUUACAUGGCAAAAUACUCAUGACAUUACUGAAGCUAAUUCGGAAGGUAAUUCAUUUCAAGCAGCUAUCAUUAUGAGUGAGAAUGGAACAUUUGCGCACAUUGUGUACAGUAAAUUGAACACCAAUAAAAAUGCUGUAGCAGGUUUCAGUAGUUCUGAUGCGCAUUAUUCAUUACCUGGCUCGGGAACAGAACAAGCAAUAAAAUUAGCUCAAAAAAGUGAUAUUGGAAUACCGGGGGAAUUUUUAUUUAGAAUCGAUUUCGAUCAAGUUUACUUGUGUGGAGCCGGAUACAAGGGAGAAGAAUGCGCAGAAACUUGCGCAAAGACAGAAUGGGGUCUCGACUGUUCGAGAAAAUGUCAUUGCGAUGCUGGAGUUUCGUGCCAUUUAGAAACUGGAGUAUGUCCAGGUGGCAAAUGUAAUUCUGGUUGGUCAGGACCACCGAUUUGCGAAGAUGAUGUGGAUGAAUGCUCAGAAGAAGCUAAUCUGUGCCCUCGGGAGCAGCCGGAUUGCGUAAAUACUCCUGGGGCGUACUUAUGCAUUUGUUAUGAAUAUGACAACGCUACUAACACAUGUAAAGGUACUUUACCUCUCAAAACUGGCAAAAACGAAGCUGUACCAGUUCGGGUAGUACCAUUGCAACCAGUGCUAGCAUCCACAGUGAACAUGCCUUCUUAUCGAGGCGUAAAAAAUUCAGUCAAGACAAAUUCACGCUCGAAAAGUAUAGCAGCAGCAAUAAGUACUGGUGCCAUUGUACAUUCUUCUAGUUCAUUAAACGAUUCUGCAGCUGUCCGCUUUAGUCCUGUUACUAUUAAGCCAGUUUUGAGUAUUGUUUCAACUACAUGUCGUUGCGAUGAAAAUGCUAUAUGUGUUGGCGGAUUAUGUCAGUGUAAAUCUGGCUGGGCAGGUGAUGGGAAAUCUUGCAUGGAUAUUAAUGAAUGCUUCGGGGAGCCAAGUGUUUGUGGGGCACAUGCAAUAUGCGAAAAUACUCCAGGCUCAUAUACAUGCCAGUGUAAUAUCGGAUAUAUAUUUGAUAAUAAUGGAAAAUGUAUAGAUAUGGAUGAAUGCUCAGAGGGAAUAAUAGUUUGUGGCGGUGGGAAGAAUAGUUCGAUUUGCGUCAAUACUGAUGGUGGAUAUGAAUGUCGUUGUGCACCUGGUUAUGCUGGUAAUCCUGGCAGUUCACAUGGCUGUGUAGACGUAGAUGAAUGCCAAUUAUCAGACUUUUACUGCGGUGAAAAAGGUGUUUGUAAAAAUUUGAUCGGUAGUUAUGAAUGCGAAUGUGCAGAAGGCUUUCAACGUGAUCAGUACACAGGGCAAUGUGUUGAUAUUGACGAAUGCAAAUAUGAUCCAUGCGAUAAAGCAGCAGUUUGCACCAACUUGCAUGGAUCUUUCCGAUGUGCUUGUUUGGAUGGAUUCGUUGGUAAUGGAGUUGAAUGUCACGAAACUAUAUUGUUCUCAGUGGAAAACCCAACUCUUGAAAUCACUCCACGACAAAAUGCCGUUGCUGACUAUCCUCUCAGUGCAACUAUUCGACUUUUCGGUCGAAAUUAUCGUAUACUUUACAUUUCAUCAAAUGGCGGAAUAAGUUUCGGUGAGCCACUGCCAAUGAAACUUGACGGAAAUAUACGUUUUCCAGCGUUUCUUCCACUUUAUCAACACUAUACAUUUCAAGAUAAUUCAAAAGUCAUUCUCAAAGUUAUCCAUGAUAGUGACACAAGUGAUUAUACUUUACUGGCUCGAAUAUCACUGAGUAUACAUAACAAAUUUCAUCAGAAAGAUUUCCGUGCUCAUUCAUUAAUAAUCGUUUCAUACGACCGAAUGAUGCAAGUUGACACCAUGCAGGAAAAUACUUUCCAAGUAGUGAUAGCACAAGAUGAUAAUGCUACUUUUGCAAUGUAUUUGUUUGAACAAAUUGAAUCUGAAAGCGGUCUGAGCGGUUUUUCAUCCGGAAUUGAAUUCUUUGAAUUACCUUUCGAGAUGCUUGCUAAUCAUUCAAAUAUUGGUGAGCGUGGUAAGUGGUUAUUCCGAGUUGAUGGAUUUCUACCGCUGCAUUGCCCUGCUGGUACUGUUGAUCCACCAUUGUGCCAAAGAGAAUGCGAUGCGGGCAUGUGGGGUUUUCGAUGUGAAAAUAAAUGUCACUGUCGUAAUGAUAUACCAUGUGAUUUUGCAACAGGAUUUUGCUCAAAUGCACAGUGCGCAGAAGGAUGGAUGGGUGUCAACUGCUUCGAAGAUGUGAAUGAAUGUAUCACUGAAAGGCACAACUGCUCUUCCAAAGCGACAUGUAUCAAUGAAAUAGGAGCGUAUCGCUGUAAAUGCAAUGACUUUUUCCUGGGUGAUGGCUUCACGUGUAAACAAGAACCAAAAACACCAAUUUUGGAUAAUGCAGUCACGGAUAUACCAAUUGGAAUACCAAAGAGUGUUGAGCUUGAUGAUGGCAUAGAUGAGAUGCCGUUCUUGAUGCAUAAUUGGAUUAAUGAAGAAGCAAGUGUUGGAUCAGUUCGACCAAAAUAUUCGAAAGAAAAAAAUACGAAAAAAACAGUUACAACGACUAUUCCACCACUUGCUAAGGAUUAUAAUGACGCGGAAAAUGAACUUUACGUUGGUGGUAAGACGAUGGAAGAAGCAGAUAACAGUAGCACUUGGGUUGUUCUAAUCCCAGUAGCUUUGUGCGCUUUAUGGGCUGUUCUGAUAAUUGUUAUUAUCGCUGUAUGCUUUCGAAAUAAAAAGUAAAC
Thelazia callipaeda (thelaziosis nematode) is the source of this 3164-nucleotide messenger RNA. The record is from the annotation of a GenBank genome assembly. NCBI's taxonomy places the organism in Eukaryota, Metazoa, Nematoda, Chromadorea, Rhabditida, Thelaziidae.